AUGGUUUCUGCUCAUUCUUCUUCCAAUGUUUCAGCAGUGUUGUUGGGUUUCGUUUUCAUGAUCAGCACUUCCAUGGUUGCCUUUGCUGACAAGUUUUACCAAGAUUUCUACAUAACAUGGGGAGGGGAUUAUCAUGCAAAAAUGCUUAACAAUGGAGACCUCCUUACUCUCUCUCUCGACAAUGUCAGUGGCGCAGCUUUUGAGUCAUACAAUGAAUAUCUAUAUGCAAAGAUUGAUAUACAGAUCAAGCUUGUACCUGGAAACUCUGCUGGCACUGUCACUACAUUCUAUUUAUCAUCAACUGGGUCAUCUCAUGAUGAGAUAGACUUUGAGUUCUUGGGAAACGUUACUGGUAAGCCUUACAUUCUUCAUACUAACGUGUUCUGCCAAGGCAAGGGUAACAGAGAACAGCAAUUCUACCUUUGGUUUGACCCCACUGCUGAUUUCCACACCUAUUCUAUACUCUGGAAUCCCCAAAAUAUCGUAUUCUUGGUUGAUGACCUCCCAAUUCGACAGUUCAAGAACCAGGAGUCGUACGGUAUUCCAUUCCCCAAAAACCAGGCUAUGAGGUUAUACUCCAGUCUCUGGAAUGCUGAUAACUGGGCCACAAGAGGUGGACUUGUAAAAAUCGAUUGGAGCCAAUCGCCCUUCACUGCCUCCUACACGAACUUCAAUGCCGAUGCUUGCAUAUGGUCUUAUGGUACUUCUUCUUGCGAGUCAAACUCCAAUAAAGGAGCAUGGUACUGGAAGACGCUUAAUUAUGCGGAUCAAGGGAGGAUUCAAUGGGUGCAAAAGAAUUAUAUGAUUUACAAUUAUUGCACAGACACAAAGCGAUUCCGUCAAGGUUUUGCUCCAGAGUGCUAUCUUACCAAUUUUCCCUAG
Messenger RNA from Pyrus x bretschneideri (Chinese white pear), 882 nucleotides. Its product is annotated as xyloglucan endotransglucosylase protein 7-like. Gene Ontology annotation, cellular component: apoplast; cell wall. Gene Ontology annotation, molecular function: hydrolase activity, hydrolyzing O-glycosyl compounds; xyloglucan:xyloglucosyl transferase activity. Bases 1 to 882 code for a protein of 293 amino acids. NCBI's taxonomy places the organism in Eukaryota, Viridiplantae, Streptophyta, Magnoliopsida, Rosales, Rosaceae. The transcript is spliced from 3 exons. Gene Ontology annotation, biological process: cell wall biogenesis; xyloglucan metabolic process. The record is from RefSeq and is a predicted model, not a curated record.